AUGUCCCUCAUGCAAUCAAAAGACGUCGGAGCCCGCUGGGCGGGAAUAUGCAUUGCACGAAAAACCGGCCACUUUCGCAAAGAUUUGUUGACAGAGUAUGCUCAGCGUUGGAUUAAUUUGACCCUGCCCCUUCUAUCGAAAACAGAACCGCAUGCAAUCUGGAAAGCCUCGAUAGACCUACUGGUGUUCAUCUUUGUGAACACAACACACCUUGCAGAGUUUAGAAGACAGGUCUCUACCCCUACGGUCCCAAAGCUUACAACCGCCCUGCUCGAGCUCCUUAGCAAAGCGGAUGACAGUUUAAAGGUUAUGAUAAUGAAUGCUAUAUCCAGCCUUAUUCAAUGGUUCCCGACCUUGCACCGGGCAUUAGGGUCGACCAUUCUCGCCGCUGUCACUCCGCACUUGGCUGGCAAUAUGGAUGCCCUUCUCUACGGGAAAGUAGGUGCGCCGAUAGCUUGGCGAACAACACUGGAUGCCACCCUCGCAGAGGCGUGGCACUGUCUAGAGCAUAUAACUGGAAAAGCUGUUCAGCGUGCCCCCGUAAAGAAGCCAUUCACCCUUCCCUCAUUGCCUGAAGAUCCCUUGGUGGCUGUAUGCAUCGCAUACAAACGGCUAUCUAAUAUGGUCAAAGUGAUGGAGGCCAUGCUCAGCGCAAAUCCUGCGAGAGCUGUUCUUGUACCGGUUGCAGAGCUGGCUCGAUUGUGCAUACAUCUCCUCCACUCCAUUGGUCCUAACACAUCCCAAACCCGUGACCUAAUCCUCAUGCAAUUGGAGAGACAAAUUUCCCCGGAGCUUGUCUUGCUGGGCGCAAAGCUCGCGGCCACCCUUGCUUCCAGUUUGCGUCACAAUCUGAUUCCCCAUGCGACCUCGAUUCUCACUAGCUUUGCCUUUCAUCUCGAACAAGAUCCAUCACCCGCGACAUUGAAUAUGCUUUUGUCAAACUUGGUAGUCGUCCUGGACCAUACCGCCACACAUUCGACGCUGCUCCCGGCACGACUGUUCCGAGCUAUCGUCCCUCGACUGUCGCCGCUACUUCCCAAGAAGCAGGCAAUAGAAUCGAUCAACUCAUCACUGACCAAGGGCUCUGUGAACGGCGAGCCUGGCAGCAGCCGCAAGAACAAGAAAGGGCGACAGUACGAAGGCGAAGAGCUGCUUGGGCCACUCGACAAUUCCAACGAAUUGGAGGACCCGGAGCGAGCGACAACGGUGCUGCUUUGUGUCGACGUGCUCGAACGGGUCUUCAGAGAGCCAUAUCUUUCUGCUUCCUUGCAUUCGCUGGGAAGUCGGUUAAUAAUUGCCCUGCAGUUACACCUCACAACGCAUCCGCUCGCCAACCCGCCUAUUGGCGGCUCACUAGCCUUUUCCACCCAGCUGCAAGCCAAGCUCGUCCAAAUUCAGGGCCAUUUGUUGCUUGGAGUAGCCGGUCAUGCUCCAAGAGGGACGAAUCACUUCGUAUCUACCCUUUCGAUAUGUGAUCCUGAGAGCCUCGUCGCCAAAACAUCAAAGCUCAGCUUGGAUGCACUCGACUCAAUCCUCCAUCCACGCAUGCCGCCUGCCGUAAGACCAUUGCCCAAAGCAGAGAGCCUCAUGCUGUUCCGCCUGGAGGAGGGCAAGGAAGAGAGGGAGGAAAGAGAGAGACUCUCGCUCGAUCACGGCUUUGGAAUGGACGUCGAAAUUCCUACAGAACCUAUCCUCACCGCACCAGCAACUGUGGUUACGGCUGUGGAUAUAGAGGGUCCACAGCAACAACAAAUGGAAGUAGUAGUGGAGUCGAAUGUGGGCGGGGAAAGGGCGAUACCCCGGGUCGAGAAAACAGGACCAUCUAUGGAUCAGCUCGCCAUGCCGACUACGGGAACUUCAAAUCUACCUCAAGUCACGGAGCCACAGUCUCAAGCCAGCUUUGGAUUCAUCACAAAGCCACCAGAGCUUGAGUCCGUGGUUCCCGCUCUACCGGCAUUCCACCAGCAAAGUGGGCUGCAAAUGGCGUCCUCGGCUCUAGUCCCUGCUAGAGAGAAUAGACCCUCGCACGCUGGUGAUAUAUCGGACGAAGACCUUCCUUCUAUCAACAUGGAAUCUGAUUCCGACUCGGAAUGA
Molecule: messenger RNA, 2094 nt
Organism: Serendipita indica DSM 11827
Lineage: Eukaryota; Fungi; Basidiomycota; Agaricomycetes; Sebacinales; Serendipitaceae
Source: the annotation of a GenBank genome assembly